Sitodiplosis mosellana (orange wheat blossom midge) is the source of this 3245-nucleotide messenger RNA. RefSeq names its product KIF-binding protein. The coding region runs from base 1376 to 3160 and encodes 594 amino acids. The transcript is spliced from 3 exons. NCBI's taxonomy places the organism in Eukaryota, Metazoa, Arthropoda, Insecta, Diptera, Cecidomyiidae. Gene Ontology annotation, molecular function: protein binding. The record is from RefSeq and is a predicted model, not a curated record.
GUAAAAAAGCGGAGAGGAAAAGAAAGCGUUUUGUAGCCAGCGUGUCUUGCAAUCCGUUGGAUUGUCGCGGACGUAUUCUAUGUGUGAAAACGAAUGUGAAACUUUUAAAUGGGGGUAUGAAUGGUUUAUGUGCAACGAUGACUGCACUUAUUUGGUUCAAUUCUCAAUUUUUUUCUCUCCCAGUAGUUUAAAUUAUCUGCACACAUUCACACUUUUAUUGAAGUUUUUGCAAUUCCAUAAGCGGCUUCAAAACAACACAUUCUUUCGUCGUUUACAUAAUAUAUAUUUAAUUAAUUUUCAUUUGGUGUGCUGGCACAAACACAAGUUAUCAUUUAUGCAUGCAAAUGAUGUAGACAAACGAAAAAUUUUGCAUGUUUUUCAAACAAACAAUUUAUUUAUUCAAAUUUGUGAAAAAGGUGCUUUUUGAAGGUGGGUAGGUAUUCUAUUGGGUAUAACUGAAUAAUACAAUUCAUAAAUUGAAUGGAAAGCACAUUUUGUCGUCGCAAAAAUACCAAGAUCAAACAUAAGGUUAACUUUAAUCUAUUGCUCCACAAUUCUGCCUGACCUAUCACGUUAAAGGAUAAUUUUAAACACUUUUUUUCUAUUUCAACACGUAAACACAAGGAGCACGAAAUUUUCAGAACAAAAAAAUUUGCCGUUUUACCGAAAUGGAAUUACGCACUUGAAAGCACAGAGAAAUCAAAUUAUCGCGAUAACCUCUGACUUCGGUCGCUUGGACGUGCGCUGAUGUUGUGGUACGUGCUAUCUCCAGUAAAGUCUUGGGCAUACUGCGAACAUGGAUGAUUUCGCGGUUUUCUCGAUGGAAAACUAGCAUACCACAAUUCAAUUGUCUUAAGUGUUUGCACAUAUAUGUAGUUGUGUAGCUCAACCACCGUACCAUUUUCCAUGUUCGCAACCCCUUUUAACGAAGCCUUGUACGUAUCAUAUACAUUACUCUAUCCGUUGUUGGCAUUACACAGAUUUCCGCAUACAGCAGCAUGUUUUUUUUUGUUCCAUUGUGUUCCUUUGUUUGAAUGCAAAUUUGCAAGAGUGUUUCAGUGAGAUUAAUUAUAAUUAUCUCGCUUUUAUGUGGCGUACCAAGUGUUGUUUUACCUAUUGUCAUGUUCUCAAGGUCGUUGCAUAUAUCAUCAUAACGUAUUUUAUACAUGGAUUCAUUUCCCUGUAGAAUAUAGCAAAUCCACUGCUCUGCACUGUUCAAAUGGUUUGCGCUUCACUGUAGCCAUUCGCUGUCAGCUUUGAACGUAUCCAUUGGAUUUUGACAACUUGUAUCGAUUUCACACAUAUUUUCAACUCUUUGAGUCAUAACAAACGUAUUUUAGCCGGAUCGUGUUCGAAACAAAAGUGAAUCGCAAAAAUGACAUCGACAAAGGAAUUGUUCAGUGAUUUAAAAGAAAAGUAUGGAAAAACCGAAGUUUUGAUCAUUGAAAAAAGUAAAUCCGAUCCACAGACCGAACCGUUUAAGUCACAUUAUAAAGCCAGAAGUAUUCUUUUGGACAUAUCGCAAACCAUUAAACAACACAUGGACGCGCCUGGCAACAAGGAUGCGACAGACGAUUUGGAGGCCUUACAGCUCAUUUUAGCUCAUAUCACCGUGGAUUUAGGAAAGAUUUAUAACUUUACGGAGGAAGUGUCAACUGGUGAAAAAUAUUUAAACGAAGCACUUGAAUUGGUCAAGGACCGUGAAACAGAGCCGGCAAUCAUUUGUGCUGCAUUGAAUGCAAUGAAUGAAAGUGGUGUGAUGUGGAUGAAUCGAGGUGAAACUGAAAAGGCCAGAGAUUUUCUCAUCAACGCCGAAACAUGCUGCAAUUCGUUUAAGGAAAAGAAAUUGGAUGCACUUUCCAUUCAUGACAUAUUCGAUGGCAAUUCGCAGAGUGAGAAUGGUCGCGGAGAGAAAUUGCUGGAGAAAAUCAAUGUAUUGACGCUGUUCUAUUUAGCUCAAGUGUUUGGUAGUCUGGGUGAUUUGGAGAAAUCUGCCAUUUAUUGCCAUACGACGCUGAAAAGGCAACUCAUUGAAGGCGAUUUUGAACCCAUCGAUUGGGCUUUAAACGCGGCAACUUUAUCACAAUAUUUUUGCACCAACGAUCGUUACCUUGAGGCACGACACCACCUGGCUGCAGCUACGCAAAUUUUGUUGGAACAUCAGAAUAAUCUGCUCAAGCCUGGCAUGACCGAUGACGAGAAGAAGGCCGCCGAGGAUAAUUUCAAUCAUCGUAUGGCAGAUGUCAAUCGUUGCUGGGUCAAGUACGCAUUAAACUUAAUGUCAGACUCUCGUGAUCGUUUACUCAGAGACGAUGAAAUAGAUAUCAAAAACUUGAAAAUAACAGAUCGUCUCACAUUCGGUUCAAAGGUGGAUGAGGCGUUUGAGAACGUCAUCACGGAUCGUUAUUUGUUAGAUGUGGACGACGCUAAGCCUGUAUUUUUAAACACAAUAAAAUGGAUUGAAAAAGCAAAAUCGUACUAUGCCAUCGAUUCAGAAGCAACGGAAUAUUCGAAAAUCGUUCAAGACCAUGCUUUGGCCUACAAGAAUUUAGCAUUCUUUGAAAGUGACCCAUCGAAUCAGGCAAAAAUGCAUAAACGACGAGUUGAUUUGCUUGAAGCGUUGCUCGAGGAACUGAACAAAGUGUUUUACAUGAAUAUUGUACGAGAAUUGCUGUACGAGCUGGGCACUGCGUACUCCAAUAUUCUUGACAUCAAAUUGGAAAUGUUUGAGCUAAGUCAGAAAGAGCCAAAUACUGUAAUCAACCCAAAUGCUCUGAAGAAAAUUAACGAACUCAUCACAAAGAGUCGCAAGAAUUUCACUGAAUUCAUCUCAACGUAUUACCAAGCAAAAACUGAAGAACUCAAAUCAGACCUUAGUAUCGACGAAAUGAUACCGAUUGCAUUUUCAUAUUUCCAAGUGGCCAGAAUCAGUUACAAGUUCAUUACGCCCGACAAGCAUUUGCAGUAUAAGAAUUUGUCAAUAUGCCUGGAAAGUUACCAAAAGUUUGUGGCGUUGUGUUCGCAAAAGGAGGAAGUCGGAGAUAAGAUGAAAGCCGAAGUUGGUGUGAGCAAGGAAAUGGUUCAAUUGCUCCCGCUCAAACUCCAACGAUUGAAGGGAGACAUCAUCGAAUCUGGAGCAAGACCAGCAAUUACCGCCUAAUUUAACUUAUUCCAAAGCACGCGCUAAUAAUCAAAUAAUUGAAACUAUUACCUACACAUUCAAUAAAUAAUUUGCUUCAGAAAAA